AUGUGCAAAGACGAAUUACAAAUUCAUAUGCUUUUCAUCAUAACUGGUUCUAUACUCAAUAAGCACACAGACACGAAAGAAGAUAAUAAUAUCUAUUCUCCGUGCGCCAACGAUCAAGCUCUAUCGAAUCAAUGUUCCUGUUCAUGUUGCAAAGGUAACCGAUGUAUCAAACAAUAUCUCGGUUCAAUCCAAAUGCCUACAUGUUCUGCAACAAGUUGUAAGAAUGCUUGUAAACUUCGUCAUCCCAGUAAAUGCGCCGGAACACCCGGAUCAAUCACUGCAACAUGCACAAAAACCAAAGCACCUCACCGAUCACCAGUGAAUAAGAUUAAACACAAACUACGACCUUCACCAAAGAAAUAUAUCAAAACCCCAUACAUAUAA
This is a messenger RNA of Adineta ricciae, 384 nucleotides long. The record is from the annotation of a GenBank genome assembly. NCBI's taxonomy places the organism in Eukaryota, Metazoa, Rotifera, Eurotatoria, Adinetida, Adinetidae.